AUGUCGCAGUAUCCUCAACAGGCGCCUCAGGAUGGCUAUGCGCAGCAACCACAGCAGCAACAAGACUAUCAAGAUUACGAGGCUACCUCCCCACCUGGCGUAGGUCCCGGUCCUGCUCCUGGUCCUGCACUUGGCCGUAAGAAGAGGCGUGAUUACGCGGGACAAGCAUACGAGUUUGGAGCUGGAGGAAAUGCUGCAGCCACGCCUGCAGGGCAGGGUGCUCCUGUAAGCGGAUAUUCGUUACAGCAAGAUGCUGCAGGCUACCCACAGGGAGGGUACGCGCAAAACCCAGCAGCCGUGCAACCUACUCCGACUCCAAUGUAUGGUGGUCAAGAUGCUGGGGUAGGAGGUUACCAACCACCAGGACCACAGUAUCCUAUGCAGCCAGCGCAGCAGCCAGUCGCCGGCCUGACCCAGCAAUUCGGUCAGAUGGACAUGUCGCAGAAGCCACAGCCACAACAGCAGCCUCAACCUCAGCAGCAAGCAGGAAGGCCACCUGUGUUGAAUCAACUGUAUCCCACAGAUCUGCAAAAUCAGCCUCUGAAUGUGGCCGAACUCGACUAUCCUCCUCCACCUGCGAUUUUACCUGCCAACACGUCCGUUACGCCGUCGCCUUACGCCAAUUGCCCUCCAAAAUACGUCCGAUCGACCCUCAAUGCUGUACCUACCACACAUUCGUUGCUCAAGAAGUCCAAACUGCCCUUUGCUCUCGUUAUCCAACCAUACACAUCUCUCCAUGACGCAGAAGACCCAAUACCAGUUGUUCCAGAUCAGGUCAUUAGUCGAUGUCGAAGAUGUCGUUCAUACAUCAACCCAUUCGUGACCUUUCUUGACCACGGUCACAGGUGGAGAUGCAACAUGUGCAACCUGACAAACGAUGUCCCACAGGCCUUCGACUGGGAUCCCGCAGCACAGAAGUCAAUGGACAGGUGGCAGCGUCCUGACUUGAAUCAUGCAGUGGUUGAGUUCAUCGCACCACAAGAGUACAUGGUCCGACCACCACAACCGCUGGUGUACCUCUUCUUGAUCGACGUCAGCUAUGCUAGUGUUACCAGUGGAUUACUGGCAACGACAGCAAGGACAAUAAAAGAGUCAUUAGACAGGAUACCCAACGCCGACCGAAGGACAAGAAUGGGCUUCGUUGCUGUUGACUCCAGUCUGCAUUUCUUCAAUAUUCCCAGGGAUGGCACGGAAAAUGCUGAUACCAAGAUGCUCGUGGUUUCGGACUUGGAGGAAGCAUUCCUGCCAACUCCACAGGAUCUACUGGUGACUCUGGUCGAAUGCAGAGAGAACAUCGAGAACUUCCUUGACAAGUUACAGGAAAUGUUCCAGAAUACUCAGAAUGGUGCUUCAGCUAUGGGUUCUGCUCUCAGAGCCGGUCACAAACUCAUCUCACCUGUUGGUGGUAAGAUGACUGUGGUGACUGCAUCGUUGCCAAAUGUUGGGCACGGCAAGCUUGAGAUGCGUGAGGACAAGAAGUUACUCGGCACCUCAAAAGAAAGCAGUCUUCUCACGACCGGUAACAGCUUCUACAAGAGCUUUGCUGUGGAGUGCUCGAAGCAGCAAGUGUCUGUUGAUAUGUUCCUCUUCUCCUCACAGUACCAAGACGUCGCCUCUCUCAGCAAUCUACCACGCUACACAGGUGGACAAACAUGGUUCUAUCCAGGCUGGAAUGCUGCGAGAGAGGAUGACGCUAUGAAAUUCGCUAAGGAGUUCUCCGACUACUUAUCAGCUGAGAUCGGUCUUGAAGCUGUACUUCGUGUGCGAGCCACGACAGGAUUGCGCAUGAACACCUUCUAUGGCAAUUUUUUCAACCGCUCGUCCGAUCUCUGCGCCUUCCCAGCUUUCCCAAGAGAUCAGUGCUACGUUGUUGAAGUCGCUAUCGAUGAGACCAUUACCAAGCCAGUUGUCUGCAUGCAGACUGCGGUCCUGCACACCACCUGCAACGGUGAAAGACGGAUUCGUGUGAUGACGUUAGCUCUACCUACCACACAAUCGUUGAGCGAUGUUUACGCAAGUGCUGACCAGCAAGCAAUCACAACAUACUACUCCCACCGUGCUGUCGAACGAGUCCUUAAUAGUGGUCUGGACUCGGCACGUGACCUUGCUCAAAAUAAGCUUAUCGAGCUUCUGUCCACGUACAAGAAGGAGCUUGCUGGUGGUAGCAUGGGCGGUGCUUCUGGCCUACAGUUCCCUGCGAACAUGCGCGCACUGCCUGUACUCUUCUUGGGCUUGAUGAAAAAUCUUGGACUACGAAAGUCCAGUCAAAUUCCCUCCGAUAUGCGCUCCGCGGCCCUGGAUCUGCUCUCCACCCUGCCAUUGCCUCUCUUGAUUCAGUACAUUUACCCGAAAAUGUUCUCACUACAUGACAUGCUCGAUGAUGUUGGCACGCCAGACCCCAACACCGGUGAGAUCGUUCUCCCACCACCACAAUCUCUUGAGUCCUCAAAGCUUGUACCUUAUGGGUUGUACUUGAUUGAUGAUGGACAGACCCAAUUCCUUUGGGUCGGAAGAGAAUCGGUUCCUCAACUUAUCCUAGAUGUAUUCGGAGUACCGGACAAAAGUCAAUUGAAGGUCGGCAAGCAGCGUCUCCCCGAGCUCGAUAACGACUUCAACGAGCGUGUACGCGCUGUAGUUGCGAAGAGCAAGGACCAUAGGGCAAAGGGUGUGGGCAGUAUUACGGUGCCACAUCUUUAUGUCGUCAAAGAGGAUGGUGAGCCUGGGUUGAAGUUGUGGGCUCAAACCAUGCUGGUCGAGGACAGAGCAGAUCAAAUGCCAAGCUAUAUCCAGUUCAUGAACGAGUGCAGGUCGAAACUAGCCUCCUAA
Molecule: messenger RNA, 2826 nt
Organism: Lithohypha guttulata
Lineage: Eukaryota; Fungi; Ascomycota; Eurotiomycetes; Chaetothyriales; Trichomeriaceae
Gene: SEC24
Product: COPII subunit
Exons: 4
Coding region: 1-2826 (941 amino acids)
Biological process (GO): endoplasmic reticulum to Golgi vesicle-mediated transport; COPII-coated vesicle cargo loading; intracellular protein transport
Cellular component (GO): COPII vesicle coat; endoplasmic reticulum exit site
Molecular function (GO): zinc ion binding; SNARE binding
Source: RefSeq, a predicted model, not a curated record